Molecule: messenger RNA, 2898 nt
Organism: Penicillium manginii
Lineage: Eukaryota; Fungi; Ascomycota; Eurotiomycetes; Eurotiales; Aspergillaceae
Exons: 6
Coding region: 1-2898 (965 amino acids)
Biological process (GO): post-transcriptional regulation of gene expression
Cellular component (GO): cytoplasm
Molecular function (GO): mRNA binding
Source: RefSeq, a predicted model, not a curated record
AUGGCCUUCAAGAAUGGGCUGAGUGAACGCCUCGACGAGCUCCGAUUCCCUUCCCCUCGAUCCCCCCCAUCGGAGUCCGCCUUCCCAGGCUAUACGUCUUUAUCGCCUGGCCAUUCGAACUUGGCCCCCGGUUUCUCACGACCUAAUAGUGAUGUUCGGGCCAAUCUGCAGCGCCGCUUCACAACCGAUUCCAGCAAAUUUUCGUCCUCAUGGAAUUAUUUGAACCAGGGGAGUACUCCGAUGCCAGACCCUCUCGACCUGCUAUCUUCGUUCGAGAAGAAGCGACAGCAUAUUGAGUAUAUGCGAGAACAGAAAAGACGCUUUGAAGAAGAUAUGAAAUUGCUCGACAUGCAGCACGAGAAAGAAAAGAUUGAGAUGGAUCAGCUCGCUCGUGACUUGGCCAAGGCUGGUCUCGGUGGUGCAGCCAGCGAGCCCACUACUCCUCCCGAGUAUCGGGAGCCUCCUCCUGCUCAGACUGCGGUCUCUCGCCCUGGAAGAUUCUCAAAUGCCAGUGUGACUUCAUCUCCUGGAUUCUUCAAUGCUUUCGCCCCAUCUCCUCAGCUCACCUCCCCGCAACAACCUGUCGAUCGGUUCGCAGGCCAUUCGGUGCCUGGGUCUCGCCGCAACUCCGAGAAAGAGGAGUUUGUUAUGGAGUCGAAUUAUCGAUCCACCAAUGCAGUUCAUCGUCUGUCGCUACCUUCUAGCAACUACAAUGGCCAAUACCGACCGAACGUGUCUGGUUUUGGUAGCAACUCGGGUGUGAACAGCUCCUUUGCUGGAACAAAGCAUCUGUUCCCGAGCGACGAAGAGAAGCAUUUCAUGAUGGAUCAAGAUCGCUUGUCGACCCCCGAUAUUAAGGGCUAUAUUCGGAUGACCGACCCUGACGACAAAUUCCCAACUCUCUCGCGCCGAGGUGGUUCCAACAUUUUGUCUGCGAAUCCAGAUGCCCUUGAUCUAGCUGGCUCCCGCAACCCGGGCGCAGAACAUCCUCACUCGUUCCACAGUCGUCACCGUUCUGCUCAUCAGAGCAUGCCAAAGACACUGAACAACUUCCGCCUGGACCACGGGCAUAAUGGCAACUCGACAAAUGACGAGCAAGCGAACAGCUCUCAGCCUCGCCAUGCCGCGCGUCAUUCGCUCGGGGAAGGCUUCGUGUUCCCAAGCGAGCGUAACAACGACGCCACGACUCCGGUUCCCUCGAAUCGACCAGUUCCCCUCCAGUCGUAUUCGACAAAUGACCUCCCCACGGUCAAAGGAAACGGCAACGGCUUUGACGCGGCCAUAACUCCGCCCAAUACUUAUGCCGAGAACAUUCAUCACCAACAUCAUUCCAGUAUGGGGCGAUUACCUGCCGGCAAUUCUAACUCCCUGCACCCCCCCUUUGGACCUCAGAUCACUCCAGCCACGACGAACUCUGGCGUGUCUGGGUAUAUUGCGUCCAAUACACUGCAGUUCCCGAUGCAUGCAGGAUAUCCAACGCAGCCUUUUGUCAACCAAGGUGGACAAGUCAACAACCAAGUCCCAGCCAUGACCGCUGGAAACCCCUAUCUGGCAUAUAACAACUUCACGGGUGGUUACCGAUUCACUGAAUCAAAUGGUCGGGGCGGAGUUGGACAGCGUCGCCAGACUGAAAGCGACUCUAGCCAGCUUAAUCGUUUUACCAAUUUCCCUCUCGAGCACUACAAGGGUGAGCUGUAUAGUCUCUGCAAAGACCAGCAUGGCUGCAGAUAUCUGCAACGCAAGCUCGAGGAACGGAAUCCCGAACAUGUACAGCUGAUUUUCAGCGAGACAUACAUGCAUGUGAUUGAACUGAUGACUGAUCCGUUUGGUAACUAUCUUUGCCAGAAGCUCCUCGAGUUUUCAAAUGAUGAACAACGCACCGCGCUCAUUGACAAUGCUGCUCCUCAGCUUGUUAAAAUAGCGCUCAACCAACAUGGAACUCGUGCACUGCAGAAGAUGAUCGAGUUCAUCUCGACCACCGAACAGACUGUCACUGUGAUCAAGGCACUGGAACGACAUGUUGUCGAACUUGUUCAAGAUUUGAAUGGCAACCAUGUGAUCCAGAAGUGUCUUAAUCGUCUAUCUAAAAAGGAUGCCGAGUUUAUCUAUCAUUCUGUCGGCGAUCGUUGUGUCACUGUUGGCACCCAUCGCCACGGAUGCUGUGUUCUACAACGUUGCAUCGACCAUGCAUCCGGUGACCAGAAGGAUCGCCUGAUUGGUCAAAUCACUAAGAAUGCUUACCAACUGGUUCAAGAUCCCUUUGGCAACUAUGUUGUCCAGUACAUCCUGGAUCUCGGUGAUCCUUUCUACACUGGUCCCCUUUGCCAAACCUUCGCAGGCAAUGUCCCGGCUCUGUCCAAACAGAAGUUUAGCUCCAAUGUCAUCGAGAAAUGCUUACGCACUGCUGAUUCGGAAAAUCGCCGUGCCUUGAUUGAUGAAAUGCUGAGUGGAAACGAGCUGGAGAAGAUGCUGCGUGACUCCUAUGCCAACUAUGUUGUGCAGACCGCGAUGGAGUUUGCCGACCCCGAGACUCGCACCCGCAUCAUUGAAGCUGUCCGGCCUCUGGUUCAUUCAAUUCGCGGUACCCCACAUGGUCGUCGCAUUGCUGGCAAAAUCAUGUCGGCUGAAACUUCAAGCCGUCCUACCAGCGGCCAUGUCACUCCCAAUGAGAUCAGCAACACGCCCAAGCAGAUGUUGCAGAAACCAUUCGGAUUUCAGCAAGGCCCAGUUCCUGCCUUUAAUGGAACCACUGCCUUCAAUGGCCAGAACGCUUUGCCGACCCCUGCGCAGAGCUCAUCGAACACCCCUCCCAGCGGAACAGCUGAGGGACCCAUGUUCGGAUCCCCUGGAUCUGCUCCAAACAUCGGUGUUCAGAACCAGCUUUACGCCUACUACUAA